Messenger RNA from Notodromas monacha, 2445 nucleotides. The record is from the annotation of a GenBank genome assembly. Lineage: Eukaryota; Metazoa; Arthropoda; Ostracoda; Podocopida; Cyprididae.
AUGAAGGAAAAAGCGGUGCUCCCUGCCAAGAUUUAUUCUGUGGGGUCGGGGUCGUCGUCGACGACGACGACGACGAGGUUGGAGAGGUUUCAUGACCUGGAUUAUGGAAAACUCAAAACGCUCGUCUCGAGGACGGUGUCAUACGAGGCCAGGUUUUCAGGCACUGUUUUGGUUUCUUGCUUGGAUCCUCUCACAAAUCGACGUUUUUACAAAGCAGAUUACCCCAUUGCAGGACAACAGUUCUGGCCCUCUCGUUUCUGGCAGGAGUAUAUGGAAAACCAACCCCCAGAAUGGUUGAUGAGAAAACUACAAAAGCAUGGAUAUGUCACAUCUUACAUUGAGGACAUGCAAAUUCAGGUCUCUGCCAUCCAGAGGGAAGGAUAUUUCAGAAACCAUCACGGCGAUUUUGAUUUGAGAAGGUAUUCUCUGCUGGCUGAAGAAAUCUUAGGAAUCCAGAAUCCCUGUUGCUUCAAGACCUCAUGCAUGGAGGCAUUAGCGGGUUUAGCAGUCAUAGAAUUCAUGAGAGAAACUGCAGAAAACCCCUUCUACAAGAAAGUCUACCUCAGGAGACACGGCCAAACAGCGGGGGUUAGCUUGCUCUUCCAUAAUCACGAGGUGCUCGCUGCUGAUAAUCUUCCAGAGGAAGAGAAAAAUCUUCGCCCUGAAUUCAGCUUCUUUCCUGCAUUUGUUUUUGGCACUUGCAAAGACUGGGACUUGAAAGAGAUUGAGGUGAUGUCAACCAGAAGGAUCCCAGCGACAAAAGACUCAGUACAAGAAGAAUUAGAACUUCAUUUGGAAUUAUCGCCUGGACAAGCUCAUGUUCACGUCGUGACUGGGGCAAAAAGAGACACGACCACUUCAAGCAUGGGUAAAAUCCAAGUUCAAGAAGUGGUUCGUCUGGACAGGCAUCAAAAGAAGUGUUGGACUCCUCCAAAUGGGGAUCCUGAUUCCACGAAAAUUUACAGAUUUCAUGACGUGGAGUAUGGAAAACUCAAAACGCUCGUCUCCAGCACGGUGGCAUACGAGGCCAGGUUUUCAGGCACUGUUUUGGUUUCUUGCUUGGAUCCUCUCACAGAACGACGAUGGAAUGAAAUACAUCAUCUUUUGAGACGGAAUCCGCUAAUAGAGGAAACUACUGGUUGGCACAGACUGCCACAAGCUGCUCCCAAGUUGAAUUUCAUGUUUCUCAAUUUCAACAAAGAACAGUUUCAGCUGUACAAGGACAAGCCAAAGAUACUCUUCACCUUCCAGAAACAAUAUUCUCAUGACUACACUGACAGGCUCAGAGGUGUGGACACAGAUAUGUCCCAAUACAUCAAAUGGUUCAAUUCCAACACUGAAGUGCACAAUACCACAGUGCUGGCGUGUUCAUACGAACUAUUAGCAUCCGGUAAUUACAUGAACGUUCAGGGUCUUACCGAUGACGUUGUGGCCGGAGUUGAAGCUAUGUUAGAGUUCUUGAACACCAAGAUGCUUACCACCAUUUCGGACUUGCAUAAAACUAUCAAACAUUUAGCUUUACAUAAUCCAGCUGAAACACCCCCGGGUACUGGGGUUUCCGAGGAAGCCAAAAGCUUGUUGCAACCAGUGCCAAAGACAAGAACCUGCUACGAUGCAGGUGUUCCCAUGCAUCUGUGUGGCUGCGAAGAAUCCACAGGCAAAGUGGAUUCCGUGGCUUUAAAGAAGCUUCCCAUGACAAAUAUGGAAUUGGCAAAAGCGGGUUUAGCAGUCAUCGAAUUCAUGAGAAAAACUGCAGAAAAACCCUUCUACGACAAACUCUACCUCAGGAGACACGGCCAAACAGCGGGGGUUAGCUUGCUCUUCCAUAAUCACGAGGUGCUUGCUGCUGAUUAUCUUCCAGAGAGAGAAAAAACUGUUCCCCAUGAAUUCAGCUUUCUUCCUGCAUUUGUUUUUGGCACUUGCAAAGACUGGGACUUGAAAGAGAUUGAGGUGAUGUCAAUCAAAAGGAUCCCAGCGACAAAAGACUCAGUAAACCUUAAUAGCGGACCUGUUCGAGUACAAGUGCUCGUGACUGGGGCAAAAAGAGACACGACCACUUCAAUCAUGGGUCAUAUCCAAGUUCAAGAAGUGGUCCGCCUGGACAGGUAUUCUCACACUGGGAAAUGUGUCAAAAGUUGGGAACCAUCCCUGGAGAGUUUUUGUUAUUGUCUGAGCAAUGACACUACUCCAACUUUGCCCUGGCUUCCGUUAGACGGAUCAAGGAUUCCAACUGACGAGUCGUUAUCGGCACGCUAUCCGAAGAAGAACUCUGAUUUUUCCGCAGUUCCAAAUAAAAAGUUUGCAACACAUCCCUGGCUUCUUGGGUCAAUGUCGGUCGCACAUUGGCACGCGCAAAUGCGACAUAUUUCCGAAGAAUUUGAUGAGGGACAGGGUCGAGAUUUUCACCGGGAUCCGGACGAAGACGAGCGGCUGAAAAAAAUAUAA